Molecule: messenger RNA, 519 nt
Organism: Pogona vitticeps (central bearded dragon)
Lineage: Eukaryota; Metazoa; Chordata; Lepidosauria; Squamata; Agamidae
Gene: NDUFB11
Product: NADH:ubiquinone oxidoreductase subunit B11
Cellular component (GO): respiratory chain complex I
Source: RefSeq, a predicted model, not a curated record
GCUUCCGCUUCCGGUUUCCUUGUUGAUCAUGGCGGCCUUGAGGAGGCUGGCGAGCCGGCAGAGGUUGCUGGGGUUAUCGCGGCUCGGGGUCCGCGCGGUGUCCUCGGGGGGCAAAGCGAGCUCCUCGGGCUCCGUGUCCGUGUACCCGAGCCCCGUCGUGCGCCGCUUCGAGCAGGAGGAGAGCGGGACGGAGGAGUUCAUCAAGAAUCCAGAUUACCAUGGUUUUGACUCAAAUCCUGUUGUGGACUUGUGGAGUAUGCGUAUUUCCUUCUUCUGUGGCGUAUCUAUUAUGUUUGUGUUGGGCUUCGCCUUUGUCGCCUAUAUGCCUCCAAAAGGGAUGACGGACUGGGGUUACCGAGAAGCUGAACGGCUUGUGAAGGAGCGGGAAGCAAAGGGGUUGCCUGUCAUGGACUACUACUGUUUUGACCCCAGCAAGAUUGUGCUGCCUCCUGAUGAUGAAGAAUGAGCACCUCACUGUCUGUCUGUAUACUGAGAAUAAACCUCCAAGAUACUCUGAUC